Messenger RNA from Mollisia scopiformis, 2780 nucleotides. RefSeq names its product histidine biosynthesis trifunctional-protein. The record is from RefSeq and is a predicted model, not a curated record. The transcript has 3 exons. Gene Ontology annotation, biological process: L-histidine biosynthetic process. Gene Ontology annotation, molecular function: phosphoribosyl-ATP diphosphatase activity; NAD binding; histidinol dehydrogenase activity. Gene Ontology annotation, cellular component: cytoplasm. NCBI's taxonomy places the organism in Eukaryota, Fungi, Ascomycota, Leotiomycetes, Helotiales, Mollisiaceae. The coding region runs from base 89 to 2707 and encodes 872 amino acids.
GUCGGACAUUGUAAGAAAAUCUUGAGUCGAAUCGAGUCACAUUUCUUCAACUUCUUCUCUUUCACUUUGCUCCAGGUUACAAUUCAAAAUGGACACGAUCCUGCCCCUACCAUUCCUGCCCAGUGUCGACUUGGCCAGUCCUCCUACUGCAGACUCUCCAGGCUUUACGAGAAAACAAUUAUCUUAUCUAGGAUGCGUCCACUUCGUAGCUACCGACUCGAAUAUCGACCAAUUGAUGAUCUUCUUGCAGAGACAUGUGUCAAUUGAGGCAUACGUGGAUGUAUCUGGCAUAUCAUCUGAAGAGGAUAUCAUUACAAUCCUUGAUUCUGGUGCUCGAAAGGUGUUCGUCACAGCUGGACAACUCAAUGGUCUGACCAAGUUUGAGGAUCGAGUCAUACCAAUUGUUUCUGCAGAAGAUACCAAAACUGAGACCUCAUACCCAAAUGGCGUCCUUGUGUCAUCUACAGACGUACGGUCAACUCGAUCCAAGUUGCAGGCUUUGACUCAACAAAAGACAUCUCCCAUCUUCUUCACAAGUUCCCAAGACCAUGUUGAAUUAGCAAAAGUAUCUGCCGCAAUUCCAAUCAUACCUUUCAAUAGCCUUACGAUAUCCGGAGAAGGAAAGAUAUCUGUACCGGAGCUGAUCGCUUCCUCAUGGACUUCGGACAGGCCAGACGGAUUGAUCCCAACUGUGGUCACGGAUGAGAGAGGCAUUGCUCUUGGAUUGGUAUACAGCGGCCAGGAGAGCUUGGGAGAGUCAUUGAAGACUGGCACAGGAGUAUAUCAAAGUCGGAAGCGAGGACUGUGGUAUAAGGGAGCUACUUCUGGAGACACACAAGAGCUUGUCCGAGUAUCUCUAGACUGUGAUCAGGAUUGCUUGAAGUUUGUGGUUCGACAGAAGGGUCGUGGAUUCUGCCACCUACCUCAAUCGACAUGUUUUGGCGAACUACGAGGGAUUUCGAAGCUCGAGAAGACACUGAAGUCAAGAAAGGAGUCAGCACCUGAAGGCUCAUAUACUGCACGACUAGUUUCCGACGAAAAGUUAUUACGAGCUAAGAUUAUGGAAGAAGCUGAAGAAUUAUGUGAUGCCACUACUAAGGAAGACGUCGCUUUCGAGGCAGCAGAUUUGAUCUACUUUGCUCUUACAAAAGCUGUUGGCGCCGGAGUUAGCUUGUCUGAUAUCGAGAAGAGUCUUGAUAGGAAAAGUCGAAAGGUCAAGAGAAGACAAGGCGAUGCUAAAGGACAAUGGGCCGAGAAGGAAGGCAUCACUAAUGGCACAAAUGGUACUACUAAGCCAGCAGAGGUAAAGGAAGCAGUCAAGGAAGCUGCCUCUGUUCCAAAGUCUGCUGAAGACAAUGCUGGACUGAAAAAUGGCCGAAUCACAAUGAGACGCUACAAUGCGGCAUCAACGUCACCAGAAGAUCUCAACGCAGCAUUACAGCGCCCCUCGCAAAGGUCAACAGAAAUGAUCAUGGGUAUAGUUAACCCUAUCAUCAAAGCUGUACAGACCGGUGGAGACAAAGCUUUGCUAUCAUACACACACAAAUUCGAGAAAGCGACCUCACUCACUUCUCCUGUCCUUAAGGCGCCAUAUCCUCAGUCUUUGAUGAAUCUGCCUCUGGAGACGAUUGAAGCAAUCGAUGUUUCAUUCGAAAACAUUCGCAAGUUCCACGCCGCUCAAAAAGAAGAGAAGCCGCUUCAAGUCGAAACCAUGCCCGGAAUUGUUUGCAGUCGGUUUGCAAGACCAAUUGAGCGUGUUGGCUUGUACGUACCUGGCGGUACCGCUGUGCUACCAUCCACUGCUCUCAUGCUUGGCGUUCCUGCUAUGGUUGCAGGCUGCAAGACCAUCGUUCUCGCUUCUCCUCCUCGUGCUGAUGGCAGCAUUACUCCGGAGAUCGUAUACGUUGCUCACAAAGUUGGCGCAGAAUCUAUCGUCCUUGCUGGUGGUGCCCAAGCCGUUGCUGCGAUGGCAUAUGGUACUGAGUCGGUGUCUAAAGUGGACAAGAUUCUUGGACCUGGAAACCAGUUCGUCACCGCGGCAAAGAUGUACGUUAGCAACGAUACCAAUGCAGGUGUCAGCAUCGACAUGCCAGCAGGACCUUCAGAAGUACUCGUUAUUGCUGACAAGGACGCGAACCCUGCAUUCGUUGCUUCAGAUCUUCUUUCACAAGCAGAGCAUGGAGUCGACAGUCAAGUCAUUCUUAUCGCAGUUGAUCUUUCCGAGAAGGAACUAUCUGCGAUUGAGGAUGAAUUGCACAAGCAAGCUAUGGCAUUACCGCGGGUUGACAUCGUUAGAGGUGCUAUUGAGCACUCGGUCACACUCGUGGUGAAGGAUAUCAAGGAAGCCAUGGCUCUAAGCAAUGAGUAUGCUCCAGAGCACUUGAUCCUCCAAGUCAAGGACGCCGCUGGCUUGGUAUCGUUGGUGCAAAAUGCCGGCUCAGUGUUCAUUGGCGAAUGGACGCCGGAGAGUGUGGGAGAUUACUCUGCUGGUGUCAAUCAUUCUUUGCCGACGUAUGGCUAUGCCAAGCAGUACUCAGGUGUCAAUCUUGGAUCUUUCACCAAGCACAUCACCAGCUCCAACCUAACAGCUCAAGGUCUGCGCAACGUUGGCGGGGCAGUGAUGCAGCUCGCUAAGGUCGAAGAGCUCGAGGCUCACAGGCGAGCGGUGAGUAUCAGGAUACAGUACAUGGAUGAUAACAAGAUAUGAUGUCCGGUGGAUGGCAGUUGUAUAUUGAUGAGAGAAAUUAAAAAAAAUAAAAAAAGAUUGUUAGUUUUGCUCG